AUGUAUUAAAAUUUUAAAAUGUUACUUUUUCGUUAGCACUAGAACUCACACAAGAGAAGAUGGAUUCCCACGACUCUAAGAUUAUCGAGAAAUGCACAGAAUCUUACAACUUAGUACUAGUGUUUUGCUUGAUUUUGUUCACUGUAUGGUACUACAUGCAUUGCAAGAAACAAGUUAUCGUCCGAUGGCCUGUUCUUGGUAUGCUCCCGUGGAUCAUCAUAAACGCACACCGCAUCCAUGAUUGGACCGUCGAUAUCUCGAAAAUCUUUGGUGGCACCGUUAUCGAAAGAGGACCUUUUUUCGGGCGACUGGAGAUUGUAUACACAUGCGACCCUCGUAAUGCUAAGUAUAUACUUGCUACCAAUUACUACAACUUUAACGACAGACAAGACUACAGGGAUGCAUUCGAUAUCUUAGGUGACGGACUCCUCACCGCUACCUCCAAUUUCUGGACGGCACAAAGAAGGGCUGCACGUAUGACGUUUACCUCGAAGAUAGUCCGGAAUAUCAUCUUUCAUAAAGGAACGAAGGUCACUCAACAUGCGCUCCUCCCUCUUUUAUCACAUCUCUCUAAAGAAUCAUCGGGUGUGGAUUUACAAGAUGUGCUUAUGAGUUUUCCUCCAAAUGAGCUUGCAGAAGCCAUGGACAACGCAUCGGAGGCUAUACUCUUUAGGCAUGUACUACCAAUUUCAUGGUGGAAGUUGUCUAGACGUUUGAAGAUCGGUAGCAACGAGAAGAAGUUGGAGGCAGCAGGAAAGAUUAUAGAUCGUAACAUAGCAGAGUACAUUAAAGUUAAAAGAGAAGAAAUGGUGGCUAAAGGAUCAAAAGCAGAUAAAUAUGAAGAAAAUGAUCUGCUAGAAGUAUACAUGAGUAUUAAAGAUGGUGAAAAGGAUGAACUGAUGCUAGCAAAGAUGCUCACUGACAAGUUCUUUAGAGACACUUGCAUUACUUUCCUCAUCGCUGCACGAGAUACAACGGCGUCAACUCUCUCUUGGUUCUUCUGGAUGAUUUUAAAAAACCCAUCUGUAGAGGCAAAGAUACUAGAAGAACUUGAACUUAUCAUAUCAAAGAAGAAUACAAUGGAGAAGAACCCAGUAAUCUUUGAUGCAGAUGACCAAACGGGGAUGGUGUAUCUUCAUGCAGCCCUGUGUGAAUCACUAAGACUGUACCCUGCGGUUCCUCUCCUCCGAAAAACUUCCACAAGUGAUGAUGUAUUUCCAGAUGGAACAGUCAUAUGGCCAGGAAUGACUGUUAUAAUCUCUUGCUACGCCAUGGGAAGGAUGGAAUGGGUAUGGGGGGAAGAUUGUUUAGAAUUCAAGCCGGAGAGAUGGAUCAGUGAAGAUGGGAAGUUAAAUCCUGAAGCAUUGUCUAAGUUGGUGUCAUUCAGCCUAGGUCCAAGAAAUUGUGUUGGGAAAGACAUGGCUUUUGUGUUGAUGAAAUUGGUAGCUUCAGCUGUGAUCUAUAACUACCAUGUUGAAGUGUUAGAGGGUCAGAAUAUUGUGCCGACACCAGCAAUAACUUUGAAAAUGAUGAACGGGUUAAUGGUUAGGGUAAGGGGAAGGGUGUUUCCAUAAUAUUACUAUUGCUAAUUUUAUUUAGCAAGUCAUACGAAACCUAUGCGAGCUGUGUUAUAUGGCUAUGUCUACAUUUUUAAUGAAUUAUUAUGAUCCGUGGAUUCUGGUCC
This is a messenger RNA of Papaver somniferum (opium poppy), 1684 nucleotides long. Its product is annotated as cytochrome P450 86B1-like. Gene Ontology annotation, molecular function: oxidoreductase activity, acting on paired donors, with incorporation or reduction of molecular oxygen; monooxygenase activity; iron ion binding. The record is from RefSeq and is a predicted model, not a curated record. Lineage: Eukaryota; Viridiplantae; Streptophyta; Magnoliopsida; Ranunculales; Papaveraceae. The transcript is spliced from 2 exons. The coding region runs from base 60 to 1574 and encodes 504 amino acids.